Molecule: messenger RNA, 1171 nt
Organism: Periconia digitata
Lineage: Eukaryota; Fungi; Ascomycota; Dothideomycetes; Pleosporales; Periconiaceae
Source: the annotation of a GenBank genome assembly
UCCUUAGUGGACGAGGCGAACAGUGAGUUAACAACUCUGGCUAAGCCCAAAGCGCCCACGUGCAUCGACGCAUAUGGAUUGCUCUACUCGAACGUGGAAAUUGACCGCCAGGGAAAAAAAGGAGAUGGCAAUCUUGUCCACGACACAAUCUCCUUGUCGAGUCCGGCGCGGAACUACGUGUGGCCGCUCCCCCGCCAUGACAGGACAUGCCAUGCCCCCCCAGACUCCAGACGGCUAGCCGCAAAUACAUGCAGCCAUCCAAUGCGUGCACAUGCAUUGCUCAUGCUCGACAUCGCUGUUGCAAGAGACGUAACACUUUGCUCGUCAUCCAUCACCACCCAUACCGCCACCAAAACAUCCCAUCUUCAUCCCCAACCCAUUGUCUCCCAACAUGGCGUUCCACUCCCCGCGUCAGUCGCAGAACCUGUUCCAGUUCAAUCCCUCUACCCCUCCACCGCCCCCGCCAAAGCCUUCGGCGCACUCCAGUGGUACCGCCACUCCGCAGACGGGACCGCCGCUUCCUCCCCCGCCAGGUCAACAUUCGCAACCCCAUAACCCGCACCAACACGCUCCACCGGGAUAUCACCCUUCAAAUGCCUCUCAGCCAUCUAUACCGCUCCCUGAGGAUGGUUGGCUGCCCGAUGUGUUAAAGGACAAGACCACCGUGCAUCUGCACCAUGUACUGCAAACACCCGAACUGCAGCACGCCAUUCUUCACAACCCUGAGACUACACACCCCUCCUUGUCCGCGUCUACCGCGCCCUUGCAAUCAUUGCUGGCCCAAAAUAUCGCGCUAGCCGAGUCGUUGAAGCAACUCGAGGCUCAUCUGCAGCACCAACGCGAGAGCACCCAAUCGCGCUUGCUGUCAUUGCGUGCCCUUGAACGUCAGUGGAGAGCGAAGCAAGCCGAGCAGGAUGAGGCCCUACGCGAAUUCAGUCCCCCGGCCUUAUAUCAACGUCUUAGUGCUGCUGUCGGUGAGCAGGAGGCUCUGUGUCGAGGACUGGAAGAGAGCUUCUUGGAAGGACAAGAUCUCGGCAGCACCGACGCGGUUGCCAGUGAACGAGAAGUUGCCGAUUUUGUGAGAAGACUUCGAGAAGGUAGAAAAAUCGCAUAUCUACGAGCUGAGCGCAAGGAGAGAUGGGAUGAGGGAAGAGUCGGGGGUUGGCGAUGA